CAUUAAUUAGAUGGGCACCAUAACACAUUCAUUCGCCUCUUCCAAAAUAGUUGAAUUACAUUUCCUCUUCCAAAAUUUCCAAAUCAUGGCUAGUUCAAUGCUUGUCAAGGUUACUUGUUUGGCUAUGAUAUGCUUGGUUUUGGGCAUUCCACUAGCCAAUGCUGUCAUUACAUGUCCUGAUACGGAUAUAACUUUAACGGCAUGCCUUUCGUACGUAGCAUACCCAAAUCCACCUCCCCCUCAACCAUGUUGCGAUGCAGUUCUCGAUGUAACUGCCCAAGCCAGAACUCGCGAAGAUCGUCAAGCUGUUUGCAGUUGCCUCAAAGGCCUUAUGAUCGGCAUACCUGGACUCGAUCUUACCGCCUUGGCUGCCCUCCCUAAAGUCUGUGGUGCUAACAUAGGCUAUGAGAUUAGCCCUGGCAUGGACUGCAGCAAGAUAAACUAGUAUUGAGCAGCUUGAAGGGUUGGUGCUUAUUCAAUAAGUAAUACUUGGUUUGUGCUAAUAACCAAUACAGACAGAAUAAAGGAGAUGAUGUUACUCUUACAAAAAA
Medicago truncatula (barrel medic) is the source of this 551-nucleotide messenger RNA. RefSeq names its product non-specific lipid-transfer protein 1. The transcript has 2 exons. Lineage: Eukaryota; Viridiplantae; Streptophyta; Magnoliopsida; Fabales; Fabaceae. The coding region runs from base 11 to 445 and encodes 144 amino acids. Gene Ontology annotation, biological process: lipid transport. Gene Ontology annotation, molecular function: lipid binding. The record is from RefSeq and is a predicted model, not a curated record.